UAUGAUUUGCAUCUACUUUGGCCGUGAGGGUGAAGACUAGAUUGCGGAGCUGGACCGGGAGUCUCUUGCCGCGGACGGGCACAGGCCAGGGACCUCGAUUCGCGUACCCAACAUUGUCCAAGUUGACACAUGCACCUCGACCGUCGCAGCUGCCUCACGCGCAGUACCCGGCUUACAUGCGCUGAAUGAACGAUUGGCUUCUCCUCUCAAGAUUCUCGCCAUGAUCUCGAAACGACAGCCAUCGGCAUGGCUCCCUACCGUCGCAUUACUUUCCUUCUUGACAUCCCUUGCAACAGCAUUAACCGGCCAGGAGCCCAUGAAGAGCGUGGAAGAAGCACGAGGGUAUAAUCCUGGCGAGAUCAUUCCAGUCAGCUGUUUAAACCGAACCAUAGAAACCGGUGAACAUAUCACAGAUGCAGCCGGCCACCUCCAGUACAUACCUUUCCCAACCUGCAACGAAACGGGCCAACCCCUCCACCUAAACUUCGGCGUCGAAAAAGACGUGAACUGCACCAUAGACUUUGUGACCGACGAGUUCUUCCACCUUCUCGAGUUCUACAUCCACAACGAUGCGCCCCUGUCGUGCCGCAUUCCCUCGAAACCCUUGCCACCUUCCGUCAUGGAAACAGAGUAUCGUGUAAGCGACGACAGCACACAGGAAGGCGCAUUAGGAACUCAGAGCACAAUGUACACACCUCUGAUCAUAGCCUUGGCGGGGACACUGCAGUUAAGCCACUUGCACGUGGGAAACUAUUUGAACUUGCUGGUCCAUGCAGGGCCCAAGAGCGUGGCGCCUGGAACGGUGGAUGCUGCGACUGCAUAUUCCGUGUCAAGCCAUACAAGGAAUACCAAGAUUACCAUUGGGGAUCCGUUGAGUUUGGCGUUUAGUGUGAGGUGGUAUCCAAGCACUACGCUGCCUCCUGGCUGGAGUGGAUAUGGUGGACAUAUCUAUACUAGUACUCUGGUGUACUGUUUCUUGAGUGCUGUGGCGAGUGCAGCCGUGUGCGUUGUUUACUUCCGUGGUGUUGAACUGCCCAGACGGUUGAAGAGGUAUGCUACAGAUAGGAUGAAUGGCGGUGGAAGAGGAUUUGGCAACGGAGGUAGUGGCUAUGGCUUGCCUGUAGCCAACGGUCGAGGAAGUGGCAUGGGCAGUGGCUACGGAUUAGGCGGGUAUGGAUAUGGAGGUGGAGGCAAGAGAGUCGACUGAAACAAACGCAAUUCACAUGCUAGAGUGUAGGAUAGUCAGACGCGAAAUUAUACUUCAACGUGUCCAUUGGUAUUUCGUGAUAUCAGUACUAUAUAUGCAUCCUUCAGGUGGUUGCUGCGUAUCCAGCCUCCAAUCAUCAAAUCAUUCAGCCAUUAAAGCCCCGCACAACACUUCACCAGCCGCUUACAAACUGGCCUUCUUCUUGAAAGCGUUGAUGAGACCGCUUGUGCUAGCAUCGUGAGAAGUAGACUCCUUGUCGUCGUCAAGCUCAGACUGGAUCUUCUUGGCCAGCGACUUGCCGAGCUCGACACCCCACUGGUCGAAGCUGUUGAUGUUCCAGAUGGCACCCUCGGUGAAAGUGAGGUGCUCGUAGUAGACGAUCAAGGCACCAAGAGUGGCAGGUGUGAUCUUGUCGGCCAAGAU
Molecule: messenger RNA, 1630 nt
Organism: Alternaria alternata
Lineage: Eukaryota; Fungi; Ascomycota; Dothideomycetes; Pleosporales; Pleosporaceae
Exons: 3
Coding region: 221-1207 (328 amino acids)
Source: RefSeq, a predicted model, not a curated record